CCCGUUCAAACGAUACCUGUGCUCGCUCGGGUUCGGACGUGUUUUGGAACGACUACACGACGCUUCGGUUCACUCUCCUUGCUUUUAUCUAGUAAAUGAAUUGAAAAUUCCGGAUCAUCUCCCAUCUCGAGAGAUUGACACGGUCAUUGUGAAGUGUGUUUAUUGCGUUUGUGAGACGCGAAACAGUGGCACUUGGAAAUGGUGCUUGUUUUUUUUCUGUGUGUGUUUUUUGCGGAUUGGUUCCCUGGGUGUAAUAUCGUGGGAUUGUUUUCGAAUGUUUUCGCAGCAUUUACUUCUGUGGAACGAAAUUAAGUACGCUAAAGGUGUAUGUUAUUGAGUAAUAGAUUGGCGAAUGUGUGUUCGAAGACGAUGAUUCACCGCAAGCUAAAGUUGGAAGAUACAGUAGAGAAGUAGCACCGGAAAUUGGACUGGAAGAAACGCAGUUCAGCUGGGAAGCCCAUAAAAUAGCAGUGUUUUGAAGCGCUUCGGUCGUUUUCAGUAUCUGCGCUUUACGACCGUCGUCAAUCGCAGUGCAAAAACUGGUUCUAAGCGAACGUGUGAGAGUGCGAAACAAGAGAGAAAGGCAUAUAGAAUUUAUGCUCCGUUGCGAAUUGCGAGUUUAUUGACAUUUGGGAUCUAUUGUAAAGUUGAACGUCGUCAUUUCUGUUUAUGUUUAUCCAAGUGUCGUCAGUGGAAACGAAUUCCAGCUGAGAACCGAAUACAAAUCCAAUUGGAUUUGGUAAUCUCUUUGAAUUGCAAUUGCAAAGCCCAAAUGCAAAUCAGCUGUAAGUGUGGAAUCCAUAGUUUUUAAUCCAAAGCACAUAAAAAAUCGAUAAUCCUCACCUCGUUCUCCUGCCGGCCGCCUCCCGGAGAAGCCGAGAAGAAAAGUUGGUACGGCACGUUGUUGUUUACUAUUGCGAGUAAAACAAAUAGCGUGAUGCGUACCAAAGUAGGCAGCAUUGUGAAUUAAAUACAGCCAGGCAGUAGUUGCCAGUGGCAGCAGCGGUAAAUGUAAAAAUAAAAUAAAUGCUGACAGACCACGCGAGUGAAAUUGCAUAAAUCGAUCGGAGCAGGCUGGCGAUUUAAUUGUGAAACGACUAGAAAGAGUACUACUACAGUGUACAGCUCUGAAACCGUGCAACAUUUGUUUGGGUGCAAGUCGUAGCUGCUGUCAUUGACACUUGCGAAGUGGAUGUUUUGCUAGCAGAAGCGGAGAAGCGGAGAUUGCAGACGAAAUUCAGUGGCGGAGAAACUUCCAUUGAUUGAUUGAUCGAUCGAUCCGUCGAGCUGUUGGGGCAAUCCGGCGAAUUGUUUCGGAGCUGAGAUCGCAUCCAUGUAGAGGCCCACCCACGCCCGGUGACAACGUAUUUAAGACGAUCGUUGGAAUUCACCACUGGAGGUGGUGCGCUGAGUUUGAAGUGAGAUUGCAUCCUGAAAGCGAAGUCUCAAUCUUCCCGCCCAAGACGAACGGAGACACUUUCCUUAAAACCUUACCUUCGUUGAAAGCUUCUGCAUAGUCGGUAGACCAGAGACAAACGGGUGCCCUGAAUGCCAUUAUCGGAGGCGGUGGUGGUGGAGCUUCGGACCGUUGAGAGGAUAAUGCCAAUAAAAUAAUUGCCCUUGGAGAGAGAGAGGAGGUUGGAGUGCAAAGGUGGCGAAACAGGAAGCAGUUGAGGGGAGGACCCUCGAAGCCGAAGACGACAAGCUGUGGCCUUCCGGCCGCACGGGUGGACGUCGUCAGGUGGAGGCGGUGGUGGUGCACCGGAAACGGCACAAUUCCAUCGCCAAAAUGACACAGUACUGGUGGAAGCACUGGUUCUGGAUUACCGUGUUUGCAGUGGUUCUAAUCGAGUGCACCCCGCUAAGCUCCGUCGAUUCCUACCCGGUCAAGCUGUCCGCCAAGCUGGAGGAAAACAGCAACAAAUCCACAUAUCUGAAACGGGCUGGUGAACUUGCCUCGCCAUCAUCAUCCGGGUCGUCAGGUUCCGCCUUGUCCAAUGCCAAACCGGCGGGAGGUUCCUUGCCAUUCAUAUCUUCGCUGCCGCCAAUGGCUGCGGCAUCUAGCGGACUGCUCUCCAGUUCCAACGGACCGGCACCGACGAUGAACAGUAUUGCGGUUAUUCCGGAACCGAUGCCGCAGGACAUCGACGACACGUUCGCCAGUGGAAGCCUGGCCGGAACGGACUUUGGACCGGAUGUGACCAGAUUUGCGAGGACGGACGGUGGUGAUGGUGACGCUGGAUCGUUGACGUCGUCAUCGACGACUACGGUUCCGGCAGCUGUAGUCGGUUCCGGAAGGUUGAAGAAGAACGGGACGAUCUUCUCGCGCAAUGAACAGAACAUCACCACGUUGAAGUUGAAGAACUACAAUCGGGGACUUGAAAAGGAGGAACAGAGGACAUCUCUUCGGAUGCCGGAACGUGGAAGUCGCCUGGUGGAUACGCUGAUGUUAACUGCCGUCGAGAAUUCUACGGAGCCCAUGGAACCGAACCCAGACCAUCCAGCAGAUGUCGAACCGGAAGAGGGCAGCGGUAAUGUCACCGAUGCGAAUAUCCCCGAGGAAGUACCUCUGGAGAACGGGACGUUCCCAGAGCAGGCUGUUCCCGAUCCUCCGCAGUUGUCGGUGUCCAGUGACUCCAGAAACAUCAGUAGCAUUAGUUUUAGUUCUAGCAGUAGUGAAGAUAGUAAUAGUAGUAGCAGUAGUGAGCGGGACAUUCCCGAUAGCCAUAGCGACAGCUCCGGAACGGACUCGAUCGUUGCUAGCGAUCGGCGGAUAGGGAAAAUUCUCUCAUCCGACUUCCGGGACUUCGUGAGCAAUGGCAAUCCGAAUCCAAAUGCGAGCAGUUACAUAUCGCGGGCGAUAGCUUUCUCCACGCAGGACCUACAGGAGGGAAUUGAUGAUCAGGACCAUCCCCUGGAGGAGGACGACUACAGACGCAGCUCACGAAGUCAGCAACGGCUCAACGUGGGGGCCAUCUCCGGGAUAUGUCUGGCAUCGCUGGGGCUUCUCACGGGGCUUUCCGCUGCGUUGAUCAUUCUGUACCGGAGGUAUCUCUAUCUGAACAAGCCCCAGGCGCUCAGCGAACCGGACUCGAGCGGAUACAUCGACGACAGCACGAUCCGGGACAAUUCGGACGAGAUGUACAGCUUGGACAAUGAUUCGUUCCUGAACUCGCUGGAGGCGAUGACCAUUCAGAACUACUGGACCGACAACGUCAAGCACACGAAGCUGUAGGUAGAGGUGUACUUCUACAAACUGAUACGCAUUAAUUUUCCUAGAUUAGAAGGUCUAUUUCUCGAUUGCAAUCAUUCCGUCACAUGCCGUCCCUUAGUAUGAAUGAUAGUCUACUGUAUUGUUCGAUUGAUUAACUAGCCUAGACAUUCCGUAAGACAUAUCGUUACUCAGUUUUAGAGUAGUGCUAUGAGGGUAUUCUUUGUUAAAUGAGUUCCUUAGUUGCAGCAUUCCAAAUAAUUUUACCUAUUCUUAUGAUCUAUUUUAUACGACUAGCGACGUCGCCCAAUCGGCUGCUCAUUUUGAAAGAAAGAAAAGAUGUGAUUUAGAAAAAAGCAGCUACCACAAGCUAGAAGAGAACGUAUUAUAUUUAUUAACAGUUUAAAUUUAGUCGAGUGGAUAUUGUUGAUGACCUGUGUAAACAUUAUUAUGUGCAAAACAUACGUAUUGAGUCUGCAAAAAAAGUAAUUCAAAUCCCUAACAAUUACGGUACUUUUUGGAGGAAUAACCGAAGUACUUAAAUGCUAAGAGGAAAUUAUCUGAUAAGUGUGCACGUCAUAUUAAAAAGUGCUAAAUUUCUGGCAGCAAGACAAAGAAGUAGGAUAGGGAACCAACCGCAAUGGCAAAUGGUACAACUUUUCCGAUUCCAAUAUUUUGUGAAUAUAACUAUGGUAAGUUGAAGCGUU
Aedes aegypti (yellow fever mosquito) is the source of this 3918-nucleotide messenger RNA. RefSeq lists its product as uncharacterized. Lineage: Eukaryota; Metazoa; Arthropoda; Insecta; Diptera; Culicidae. The transcript is spliced from 6 exons. Bases 1790 to 3235 code for a protein of 481 amino acids. The record is from RefSeq and is a predicted model, not a curated record.